Messenger RNA from Prorocentrum cordatum, 974 nucleotides. Lineage: Eukaryota; Dinophyceae; Prorocentrales; Prorocentraceae. The record is from the annotation of a GenBank genome assembly.
AUGGAGCGCGCGCGCCUGGAGACCAAGAAAAAGGGGAAGGAGGAGAAAGAGGAGAAGGACAAAGCGGGAAAGGCCCAGGCCGACAAGGGGAAGGCCGACAGCCCGGCUGGCGAGGGCAAGAAGAGGGCCGCCGAGGAGGGCCAGGCAGGGCCCGACCCGAAGAAGGCGAAGACCGAGGGCCAGACUGACCCGCUCGACUGGCUCAAGCCGGGCGUCGAGGUGAUCUGCAGUUGCAAGCUCACGAAGGACAAGUCGAAGUACGAGGGCAAAAAGGGGCAGGUCGUCUCGCUGGUGAAGGCGAACACGGCCUGCAGCGUGAAGCUCCUGGAGGGUUCGGAGGAGCUCGCUAACAAGAGGCACGUUUUCGUGCUCAGUCAGCUGUCGCCAGUACCAGGUGCCGCCUCCAGCGGGAACGCCGCCGCGGACAGCGGCGGUGCCGCGCCGCCUGAGAAGGGCGAUCUCUUCUCCGAUCCAGAGCUGGAGAAGGAGAGGUGCCGAUGGCAGUCUCCUGCAGCGGUGGUGGGCCGCUUCCCUGCAGAGGCGCAGGCCGUCUACGGAGCCUCGCCCGCCCCAGACGGCUCCGCCACCGCCGCGGUGCACGCCGACGCGCUGCUGCUGCUGCGGGGCGACGGCGGCAGGUGGUCGUGGUCGGCUGCUGUCCCCGCGGGCAGGAUGGCGCCGCGGGGCACAUCUACAGCCGCAUCUCCGCGCCAACGCGCUCGCGCUGCGAGGCACUCCUCGCCGCCGUGGAGGGCUCCCCGGCCGCGCCGGCGCACGCGGUGCUCUACGGCUCCGGCCUCGCGGCCGCCUUCGCGGUCCUGUCGCGCGCCCUGCCCGGGAGGGUGGCCAUCUCGGGCGGCUACCACGGUACGCACCUGGUUCUGCGCCAGCUGCAGCGCAUCAGCGGAGGCACGAAGUGCCAGACGGUGCCGCUGCCCCCGCCGCACGGCCUCGCCGCGUCCCUGCAGCCCGGG